Euleptes europaea (tarantolino) is the source of this 723-nucleotide messenger RNA. RefSeq names its product regulator of calcineurin 2 (gene RCAN2). Gene Ontology annotation, biological process: calcium-mediated signaling. The coding region runs from base 1 to 723 and encodes 240 amino acids. Gene Ontology annotation, molecular function: nucleic acid binding; calcium-dependent protein serine/threonine phosphatase regulator activity. The transcript is spliced from 4 exons. Gene Ontology annotation, cellular component: cytoplasm; nucleus. NCBI's taxonomy places the organism in Eukaryota, Metazoa, Chordata, Lepidosauria, Squamata, Sphaerodactylidae. The record is from RefSeq and is a predicted model, not a curated record.
AUGAGGGGAGAAUCGUAUUUCUUUGGACUGAGAGAGCCUGCUCACUCGAACCGUUUCCCAGACGAUGUGGGACUUUUCUUACUGGACUCUGUAGACCAAGCAAAGGAUGCCAAGUUAUGUUUUGUAGAAGAUUUCCAUGAAAUAACUGAUUUCAAUGACCUUCCCAACUCCCUCUUCGCUUGCAAUGUUCACCAGUCUGUGUUUGAAAAUGAGGACAGUAAGGAAAAAUUUGAGGGCUUAUUCCACGCUUAUGACGACUGUGUGACGUUUCAGCUCUUUAAGAGUUUUCGGCGGGUACGGAUAAACUUCAGCAACCCGAAAUCGGCUGCUCGUGCCAGAAUAGAGCUUCAUGAAACGCAGUUCCGGGGGAAGAAGUUAAAACUGUACUUUGCACAGGUCCAGACCUCUGAGACUGACGGGGACAAGAGACAUUUGGCUCCCCCACAGCCAGCAAAGCAGUUUCUCAUCUCUCCUCCCGCCUCACCUCCCAUCGGCUGGCAGCCGGUUAGUGACGCGACGCCUGUUAUCAACUACGACCUUCUUUGCGCCGUUUCGAAACUGGGACCAGGUGAGAAAUAUGAGUUACACGCGGGCACAGAGUCCACUCCAAGCGUCGUGGUGCAGAUCUGUGACAGCGACUCGGAGGAAGACCCAAAGAAUUUGCCAAAGCCAAAAAUUAUUCAGACUCGACGUCCAGGCCUGCCUCCUCCGGUGUCUAACUAA